Messenger RNA from Toxotes jaculatrix (banded archerfish), 1103 nucleotides. RefSeq names its product NSE1 homolog, SMC5-SMC6 complex component (gene nsmce1). The record is from RefSeq and is a predicted model, not a curated record. Bases 242 to 985 code for a protein of 247 amino acids. NCBI's taxonomy places the organism in Eukaryota, Metazoa, Chordata, Actinopteri, Toxotidae. Gene Ontology annotation, molecular function: ubiquitin-protein transferase activity. The transcript is spliced from 8 exons. Gene Ontology annotation, biological process: double-strand break repair via homologous recombination; DNA damage tolerance. Gene Ontology annotation, cellular component: nucleus; Smc5-Smc6 complex.
AGGAGGAGAGGAAACUAACAAGAAGGCGCGUACUGCUGAAGGAUAGCUGGAAAACUUAUUCAAGACUCAUUUCAAUUCAGGAAGCUCGUUUCUGCUUAGUAUUCAAAACUCAACUCACCGUAAAAUUAAACAGCAAAUAACCGAAGUCUACCGUUAACCGACGCUGUCGCAGAUUAGCUAGCUGAUAACGGUUAGCCGACUUCAGGGUUGUUCAGAUCAGACACCUAAUUUCAGUACAGAGAUGUCGCGGCAGAUGGGAGACAGCCAUCGAAGGUUUCUUCAAACUGUCAUGGCCAAUGGCAUUGUUGACGAACAAGGAGCGAGGACACUUUACCAGCAUUGCUGUGAAAAACACAACACACAGCACACCCCUGACAAACUGGACGAUUUCAUUGACACCAUCAACUCGAAGCUGCAGCCAAUGUUUAUGCAAAUUAGAAAAGGGAUGUCUGAGGAUGAUGGUCAACAGUACUACGCCUUGGUGAACAUGGCUGAGACUGACGUCACCAGAAUGUCCUCGGAUUACGCCGACAACGAGCUGGAGCUGUUCAGGAAAACGAUGGACCUGAUCGUGGGCUCUGAGAACGGCAAGGCCUCCUCCACCGACAUCCUGAACAGCACCGACACCCUGACCACCAAAAAGCUGAAGAAGAGCGAGACGGAGCACCUCUUGAACCGACUUGUGAAGGACAAAUGGCUCAGGGAGAAACGAGGUGAAUACACCUUGUCCACAAGAUGCAUCAUAGAAAUGGAACAAUACAUCCGCACAAUGUAUCAAGACCAGGUCAAAGUGUGCCACAUCUGUCACAACAUUGCUUUCCAGUGCCAAAUUUGUGAAAAUCCUACAUGUGGCAUAAAAAUACACAACCCGUGUGUGGCCAGAUACUUUAAAGGAAGAUCAGAGCCACGGUGUCCAGCGUGUGACGACUUCUGGCCACAUGAAAUACCUGAAGUCAGGCGGCCCCAGUCUCAGUCCAGGAGAUGAGGACCCAAGCCUCAAAUAGUUUUUUUGUUUGUUGAAAUUGUUUAAACACAAGUUUAAGCACAACACAACUGUUAAUAUAAAUGUCUUUAUUUUUACAGAAAUAAAUGAGAAAGCGAUU